This is a messenger RNA of Pseudocercospora fijiensis CIRAD86, 1530 nucleotides long. RefSeq lists its product as uncharacterized. Bases 1 to 1530 code for a protein of 509 amino acids. Lineage: Eukaryota; Fungi; Ascomycota; Dothideomycetes; Mycosphaerellales; Mycosphaerellaceae. The record is from RefSeq and is a predicted model, not a curated record. The transcript is spliced from 13 exons.
AUGAUUCCUGCAACAGAGGAAUCGCAGCAUCGAGUUCUAUCAUCCAAAACUGUGCGGGAUGCACUACAAUGGCAAUGUAUCAUAAUGGUCGCUGCCAAGCCUGUAUCGGUAGGACUCGUCAAACCUCCGACAUUCGCGCUAUCACCAAGUUCUCCUUACAACCUUUCAUUCGCCUACCACAGCAAAGUUCUCGUUUUUCAAGACUUCAUCUUUGCCCACAGCGUAUGCCAAUUCACUGCGAGCGCAAUCCUCUCCCAAAGCCAUUCACUAACUUUGACUUCAAGAAUCCCUCUGUCCAGGGCAAAGAUGACACCUCUACGACGCUGCAUCAGAGUCAUCCGAGUCAUCAUACCCACCAUAUCGUCCCACGAAUUCGUCGGAACACCCAGUGAUACUGCAGGCGGCCAUGAGCCCACCGCGCCGCCCCGAGAAUCCUCUGUGCAAGGCAUCGAUGACCUCCAUGACGCACUGCCAGAGGCAUCCGAGUCACCAUCCUCACUCACCACGUCCUCGUCCGAAUUCCUCCAAGCGCCCAACGAUGUUCCACAUAAAUAUGAGUUCACCGCGCCGCCCAUCUCCGUCCCACUGGCAGCCGCAAAGGCCGGAUGGAAGCGAGGACAUGAAAGCAUAUGGCAGAAGCAUGUUGAUGAUUCUCAAUAUCGAAUUCGGUUAAUCAGUCAGGACAUGUCUCACGAUACUCAAACAAAUGCGGUGACGUCUCGGCUGACAUCCAUUGAUGUACGCAUUGAAACUCAGCUGGUUGCGGCAGCCUGCAGAUCGGACAAAUCCCUUCCUCGGGUGGGUUGGAGACCGCCACGCAAAGCCAUUGGCGUCCAGAGACAGUCAUUGGACUACGAUCGCGUUCCAGCACUCCACCCAAUGGGCAUCAUCAAGCCUACUGCGCCGCCCAUCUCUGACCUAGUCGCCUCAACUGCCGAAAAUGAAGCAGCAGCUGCCAAUCUUCGACCCACAGUCGUCAGCGCCUACGAGCUUCCCAUCUCAGACCCACAGCCGCCAAAGCUCACUGGCCGCCCAUCACCCAACCCAAUCGCCUCAAGCGCAGACGAAAAUGUCGCAGCAGCCGCCAAAACCGCCGAUAGAGUCGCUUUCGACUACGACGCGUUCCAGCGCCGAAGAGGCAACGAGGGCAACUGGGUCGGGCAAGGCGCCGUCUACGAGUGGUCCAGAGACUAUAGAGACGUCGCGCCGCAAGUCCUGGAACUGGAGAACGUUCUCCUUGGUUCUGAGGACAUCGCGCUACGAGUUCGUGAACCAGAGAACAUUCUCUUUGGUAUUGAGCUGAUGCUCAUGAAGGCACCCACUGCACCGCCAUCGACGACAUUGAGGUCACUGUUGAGCUCGGGACGACCUGCAAAACUGGCUCCCAUUGAGAACGUAGGUUCACCUCCAUUGAUCGUUCACCGAUGCUGGCCUACACCAACUCGUCCUGCAGAAUAUCGAACUCGCCGACUGCAAGAAGCCCACGAAGUCGAGCAAAUCAGAGACACGAGGCAUGAGCUACAGGAGUGA